Messenger RNA from Plasmodium relictum, 6141 nucleotides. Its product is annotated as conserved Plasmodium protein, unknown function. The coding region runs from base 1 to 6141 and encodes 2046 amino acids. NCBI's taxonomy places the organism in Eukaryota, Apicomplexa, Aconoidasida, Haemosporida, Plasmodiidae. The transcript has 4 exons. The record is from RefSeq and is a predicted model, not a curated record.
AUGGAUAGAAGGAGAAGAAAAAGGAAAAUAUAUUUUUUAUUUUAUAUUAUAUAUUUUUAUUUUAUUUUAUUUUAUUUUUGUGUUUGUAUUAAGAAUAUUAUAAGAGAUGAUAAUAAAAAUUAUGAUAAAUUAAAUGAGUGUAAAAAUAUUUUACCAUUUUAUUUAAAUAAUCCAGAUCAUUGUAAUUUAUUAAACGAAAUUAAUUUAUCAAAUAAUUACUCCAUAAGGUGGAAUAUUAACUAUUUAUAUUUUCAAUAUUUUAAUAAUAAUAUUUUUAUAAAUUUUUAUUUACAUAGCAUAUAUGUAAAGGAUGUUGAAUUAUUCGAAUAUACUAAUAAAAGUGUUCUCCUUUUAAGAAAAGAUGCUAUUGAAAAUGAAGUAACAUUUGUUAAAUAUAUUGAAUUUGAUAAAAGUAUGAUAAAUAAAAAUAAAAAGAGAACUUUUUAUUUAACUAUCAAUACUAUACAUGUUCCCAAUAAUGAUGUUUGUAUGGACGUAACACUUGAAAUGAACAUAAGAACUAUAGAUAAUUUAAAAGAUGAAAAAAUAAAAAGAAAGAAUAAUAAAUUGCCACUACACAAUAAAAAUUAUAUUAUUAUUAAAGAUAAUUAUUAUUAUGUAACAAAUGAUGAUUAUAUUUUUAAUUUAAAUGAAGCAAAUGAUUUUUAUAUUGAUAAUAAAGAUAAUAAAAUUAUAAAUAUUUAUAGUGUUUCCUUUUUCGUUGAUUUUAAUAAACAUGGUAAUAUAACUUUUUUUUCCUUUCUAACUCGUGAUAUAAAAAAUUCGAAAAAUUUAUUUUUUGAAUUAAAAAAAAUAAAAUUAAGUACAAAUUUCUUGAAUAAUAUGAGCAUAGACAAUAUAUUAAAUUUUGCAAAUGAUGAUCAAACAUGUACAAAUAAUUGCAUACAAAGUAAAAAUACAAAAAAAGGAAUAUUUUUAAAUACUUUAUUAGAGAAUAAUUGUAUGUACAAGUUUCUAAUUAAAUAUAAAAUGGAUAAUAAUAAAGAGGAAAAUAUUAUAACUAAUUAUGACGAAUAUAUACAUUUUAAUUUAGAAUAUUCAAUUAUACAUAAUUCAAACGAUUAUACUUUUGUUGAUUACAUAAGAGAGCGUUUCAGUGAAUGCAUUUAUAACUCCUUUUUGCCAAAUAAAAUUAUUCAAACAGAAAAAGUAGGCAUAUCAACCCUUUUUUCAAAUAAACAGUGUUUUGAAAAUAAAAAUUGUAGCACAUAUGAUAUUGAUGAAUUUGUAAUUUAUGAUAGAGUGAUUGAAUUAAAUGAUAAUUUCAUUUUAAAUUUUGAUUCUGUUAAUUUAUUUGAAGAAGAACAAAAGAUAAGCAUAAUAGUUAGUGAAGAUUCACUGUUUAAUUUUAGUUUAAUUUCUAAAUCAGAAAAUAUAUAUGUAAAUAUUCUAAAAAAAGAUAAUUUAGAAAAUGUGUGCAACACUUACUAUUUAAAUAAUAUAAAGGAUUACAAUUUAUAUGACUAUAUAACAAAAGAUAAAACUAAUUUCUCACAUAAGCAUUUUAAUGAUAUAUUUCAUAACGAAAAAAAGGAAAAAUAUAGUUUAAAAAAUUUUUCUCUGCAAAAUAUUAUAUAUAUAAAUUGCAUAUUAAAAAAAGGAGAAUAUGAUUUAAAGAUAAAUGUAGAAAGUUUUAAUAUGAUAUGUGACUCAAAUGAGAUUAAUUUAUUAAUUCAUCCAUUACAUAUGUAUGAAGAAAAUCAUAAAUGUGACAUCAUAAACGGGGUUACUGAAUUAUUUGAUUCUCAUUUAGUUAAAGAGACUGAAGAAAAACAAAAUAAAAAUUUGAAUGAUACUUUAGAUAAAUCAGAGUUUAAAACUUACUAUAAAAUUUAUGAAAGAAAAUGGAUAUUAAAUAACCAAUUAAUGCUUGAUUAUGAUUUUAUAAUGUUAUACGAAAAAAAUAUAAUUGAAAAUAUUGAUGAAAUAGUUAUAACUAUAAACAACUCAAUUUUUCUUGAUAUAUUUUUUUUAAUAAUAGAGGUCAUUAAAGGAGAAAGUUAUUAUUAUGUAUACAAAGAAUCAAGAAGAAAAACAAAAUAUAAACUUAAAUAUAAUAACUCUUGUUCUAUAUAUAUAUUUACAGCCAACCUACAUUAUGCACAAAAGGAUUUAUGUGGUUUUUUUUUCGUUGAUAUUGAAUUUGUAAAUACGAAACAGAACACAGAAGAAAAAAAAAUUUUUAAUUAUAACAAUAUUAUUGAAAAAAUAAACUAUAUACCAAAUUUUAUUAUAAGUUUUGACAAUUAUAUGUAUUCUAAUUUUUGUUAUAUACCUUCUUAUAAAAAGCAUUCUCUUACUAUUUAUUUACUGGAAAAUUCAAUAAUUAAAAUAAAUUGUUUUACUGAAAAUUAUAUCUAUAUCUAUUUAAUACAUAAAAAUAAAAAAAUAUAUGAAGGGUAUAAUCAUCUAUAUAUAGAAUCCUUUACAAAAGGGGAAUAUGAAAUUGUUUUUGAAUUCAAUUCACAAAAUGAUAAAACUGAUAAUUCCUUUUUUUACUUGCAAAUUUAUAUAUAUCAUUUAAGUUACAUACAUAAAUGUGUUACUGAUGAUGGCGAUAAUUUAUUAAUUGCUAAUAAUUAUUUAAAAGAAACAUCGGAUUCUCCAUUUGAUCUUAGUUCUUAUAAAGGAAAUGAUGAAAAGAAAGAAGAAUCUAAUAAUGAAAAAAAUUUUUUUUUUUAUAAAAGUCAAAAUUCAUAUUAUAUAUUCAAAAGAGCAUUUCUUUUUCUUCAUCCUAAUAAAAGAACAAUAAUGAAUUUAAAAUUACCUCAAGUUAAAAACUUAGACAAUAAUAUUUUUUUUCUAAAAAUUGAAUUAGUUUUUCAUAAGAAUUUUUUUCCUUUUAAAAUGACACUUGAAGAAAAUAAAGAUAAUUUUUUAAUUCAUAGUAGUAAUUCAUAUAAGAAUAAAAUCAUAAUGCUUGUAAGUUUAUUAAAUAAUAAAAUUAAUUUAUUUAAAUUAUGUAUAGAACUAUAUGAAGAUAUAGAUAAGAAUUUAGAAAAUAGUUAUUGUUCCUAUGCAUAUUUAAACAUUACCUACACAAAUGAAGUAGAACAUUCUGAUAUUGGUUUUAAUGAUAUUUUGAAUUAUAGCACAAUUAGCAUGCCAAUGUUACUAAAUAAUAUAUUUUUAAAAAAUUUUAAUAUAAAAGAUCAAUAUAUCGAUGAUGGUAAUAAUAACAAUAAAAUAAAAAAUGAACUUAAAGCAACAGUAUCUUUUAAAAAUUCUAAUUCAUUUAUUUAUAAUCAGUCUAUUGAUUAUUUUUUUCAAACGAUUAGUAAUAAUACAACAAUUUUUUUAGUAGAAAGAGAUUUAUUUUUUAAUAUUUAUCUUUAUAGAGAAAAUUAUGGAAUUACUUUAAAAAUUUUUAAAUAUUCAAAUAAGGAAUUGGAAAGUGAAGAAAUCACAUAUGAUGAAAUUAACAGAAAUAUCAUUCCCAAAUCAGAAGAAAUUUACUCUUUUUCUAAUAAACAUAUAUAUAUACCUACAUAUUUAGAGAAGGGUUUAUAUAUAUUUAAAUUUGAGAAUAACUUAGUUCCUUUUUUUAUAAAAUUAAGUAUAAUACAUGAAUAUGAGAAUGAAAUUAUAAAAGAGAAUAAUUAUCUGAGAGCAGAUAAAAAUGAAAAAAAUUUAAUAAAUUAUAAGGUUAAGGAUACCUUGUCUUCGUAUGACUUUAGUAAUGAUAUAGUGAAAGAUGAAACUUACUAUUUUUUUGAUAAAGAAUUGCAUUGUAAUGAAACUAAUGAUACUUCCUAUCAUAACAAAAAUUUAGAUAGUGUAAUAUUUUUUUUCGAAGAAGUUAUGAACAAAAAUUUUUUUAAAAUUUAUAAUAAAAUGGAAACUUUUUUAAGAGAUAAUUCUGAAAAUAUGUUAGUUUAUAAAAGAUUUUUUAUAUGCUUAAAAGAUAAGGAUAAUAGCGUUUAUAAUGAUACAAAUAAUUAUAAUACAAUAAAUUUCGGUAACAAUAAUAAUUAUAAAAUUUUUAGUAUGAAUAUAGAGGUGGACUCACAAAUUUAUAUAGAAAUAAAACCUCAUUGUUAUCUUUUUAUGUAUCCAUUUCAUUUGACUAUAACAUCAAAGGAUUCUUAUUUUAAAAUUUCCAAUAGAGAUAAAAAUUUUAUCACAACUUAUUUAAGUAAGGGUGAAUAUGAAAUACUCUUAUCCUUUCCUUUAUCAAAAAAUUUGAAUAUCAAAAAUAUUAUUUUCGAUUUAAUUAUAUUAUUUGUUACAAAUAAUAAUAAUAUUAUGCCAAAUUGGAAUGAAUUGGAUUAUAGUGCCAAUAAUUUGAAACAGAAAUAUGUUCACAAUGACAAUUGCAAAAUAAAUAGUUAUAAAUAUUUAUUUAGUAAAGUAAAUUUAGUAGAUAUGAAUAAAGAUGAUUAUUCUAUAAAUAAAAAUAUAGUUAAUUCUAAAUUUAAAAGUAAAUAUUUUCAAAAUUUUGAUAAAUAUUUUAUUAGUAAUUCCCGGCAUGAAAUUUUUUUUACCAUUCCAGAUUAUACGUAUUUUUUAAAAAUUUUCUUUGUUUCUAUUAAUGAGCUAAUGGAAGAUAUAGAAGAAAAAAAUAAAAAAUUUAGCAAUUUUUACGACUUUUCUUCCAAUUAUAUGAAUAAUUUACUAAAAAGGCAUAAUAAUAUUAAUAUUCAAGUUUUUCUACAUAAAGAAAAAGAAUCAAGAGAUAUAAACAAUGAAUUCGAGAAUGAAGAAGAUAGUUCAUAUGUUAGGCCCUUAUAUUAUAAUGAAAGUGAAGAAUAUGUGUUAAAUUUAUAUAAAGUUGAAAAAAAUUUUAAAGUACUUAUACAAACAAAUAACUUUGAUUGCAAUUAUUUUAAAUUAAUUAUAUCUCUUUAUCCUAUUAAUUUUUAUAAUCAGCUGUAUCACUACAAUGAUUCUCACUAUAUUAAUGAAUAUCUUGAAAAAUUAUUUAAUACUUUAUCUACUAAAAUACAAAAGUAUGAAGGAAUAAGGUUUAAAGAAAAAAAAUUAUCAAAUUAUUCUUAUAUAAAUUUAAAUACAGAUAUUAUUUUUUUAAGAAAUAAUAAUCAUCAAGAUGUAUUUUCAUUUCCAUUGAAAAUUGGGGAGAGUAGUUAUUUUAAAAUAAAUAUUGGUUAUAAUUUUUCUUUGGUUAAUUUUGAGAUAAGAUUAAUCAAAAAUAAUAUUACUAUUUCUAAUAGUAAUAAAAUGGAAGUAAAUUUAGACAAUAGAACUAUUAACAUAUUUGAGAAUAUUAGUUUAUAUUUAGAAAAAGGAAAUUAUGAAUUAAAAAUUUCUGUAAAUGAUUUAAUUGAAAAUAUUGCUGAUUUAAAUAGUUUUAAUUUUCCUUUUUAUUUUGAACUUCAAAUUUUUGAAUUCUUUAAUGAGGAAAAUAAUGAUACAGUUUUAUUAGAUAUAUUUCCUGAUAAUUCCAUAUAUAUUGAUAAAAAUUACACUUUUUUUAUUGAUAUAAUAUUUUGGGGUACAGUAAAUGAAAAAAUAUACUUAGAAGAUUAUGAACAAAAUCAUCUAGAAUUAAAAAAUAAGAGAGUGAUUAAAUAUAAAAAUAUUGAAGUACAUAAAAUAAUUUUAUUAACAGAAGAAAUGGUUCAUAUUGGACAAGAAUUCUUUUUAAAGUUUAAUACAAAUAUUAAUUUAAAUGAAGGAUUUGAAAAAAAAUUAAAUUUUACUUUUUUAAAUGAUAAUGUAAAUAAAGUCAAUAAAAAAAAUUAUGAAAUUUUAUUAAACAAUGGUGAAAAAACAGAAUUUGAUUAUGUAAGUAUAGAUAGUAAAAAUAGCAACUAUCCACAUAAUGCUUCAAAUGAAGAAUGGUUUUAUGAUCUUGAUAAAAUUGUUCAAAAUUAUAGAUUUAAUGAAGAAAAGGAAGAGAAUAAAGCAGAUUUUAUUUUAAAUGAAUCAUUGAAUAAUGAAAAUGAUUUUUUCUAUAUACCAAUAUUUUCUUUUGAUAUUUUUUCUUUUGAAAAAGAAAACUUUUCUUCUUUUAUGUUUAUUUUUUCCGCUUUUUGCCUGUCUUGUGCCUUUAUUUUUACAUUAAUAAAAUUAUAUAAACAUUGGAAAUAUUAUAGAAAUUAUAAUAUUAUUAGUGAAAGUGAAGAAACAACUAAUCUUUUUUAUGAUGAUGAUUUAUAG